Molecule: messenger RNA, 1378 nt
Organism: Lycium barbarum (goji berry)
Lineage: Eukaryota; Viridiplantae; Streptophyta; Magnoliopsida; Solanales; Solanaceae
Product: enoyl-CoA hydratase 2, peroxisomal
Exons: 11
Coding region: 257-1189 (310 amino acids)
Cellular component (GO): peroxisome
Source: RefSeq, a predicted model, not a curated record
AUCUACCUUCAACCAUAAAGUAUCAUUUUUGUCAUUUCCUCAAACAAGAAUCGUCAUAAUCUGAUUCAGUUGAAAAAUCAAAGUCUUGAAAGUACUCAAUAAUCUGAUUCUGUAAGCAUUAUCUAUCCACCUCGAUCUUCGUGCCAAACCCAUGACCAAUUUUUUGUCCUUAAAAAAACAACUUUAAAAAGUUUGUCUUGUCACAUAUAAAUUAAGAAUUCUCUUCUCUUUUUUUUUUUUUUCCAUAAAAGAUUUAAUGGCAAGCUAUGGAAAUUCUGACUUUAAUCCUGAAUUAGUCAUUUCACACAAAUUCCCUGAGAGUUUAUAUACUUACACUGAAAGGGAUGCUGCUCUUUAUGCUCUUGGUGUAGGAGCAUGUGCAAAAGAUGCUAUUGAUGAUAAAGAGCUUAAAUAUGUUUAUCAUCAAGAUGGUCAGGAAUUCAUCCAGGUCUUGCCAACUUUUUCUACUUUGUUCUCUCUUGGAGUUUUGCCGCAAAUUGACCAGCUUCCAGGCUUGCAAUUUGAUCCACGUCUUCUACUGCACGGCCAACAAUACAUUGAAAUCUAUAAGCCACUUCCUUCACAUGGCUGCAUACUAAAUAAAGCGAGUAUUGCUGGAUUGCAUGAUAAAGGUAAAGCAACUGUUCUUGAAAUAGAAAUUGUGAGUUACGAGAAAGAAUCUGGUGAUCGGCUAUGCAUGAACCGGUUGGCCGUUUACUUGAGGGGUGCUGGUGGAUUCUCGAAGUCAUCUCAGCCUUACUCUUACUCGAGCAAUCAUAGUAAUCAGUCUGCCUUUCCUAAAAUUCCCAAAAGUCAACCUUUUGCUGUAUUUGAAGAAUGUACGCAUGCAUCACAGGCUUUGCUGUAUAGGCUAUCUGGUGAUUACAAUCCAUUGCAUUCAGAUCCGAUGGUUGCAGAAAUUGCAGGAUUUUCUCGUCCAAUACUGCACGGGUUGUGCUCACUGGGCUUUGCAGUUAGGGCUAUCAUUAAAUGUAUUUGCGGAGGUGAUCAGAACAUAAUAAAGAGCAUAUCUGGUAGAUUUCUGCUUCAUGUCUAUCCAGGAGAAACUUUAAUUACAGAAAUGUGGUUGGAAGGGUUGAGAGUCAUAUAUCAAGUGAAGGUUAAGGAACGUAACAGGGCAGUGCUUUCUGGAUUUGUGGAUCUUGAUCGUUUAAGUUCAUCUCUGUGAUUGUUCAUGGUGCGCUCACCAGGAAAUAAUGUUUUGUAUAAUAACUUUUAUUCGUACUUUAUAUCUAUUUAUACAUUCUGGAUCUUUAAAUCUUGAUCAUUGCUGAGUUCUCCUGGUACAUUACUAAGGAGAGAGCUUAUUGUGCAAUAAUCUAAAUUACCAUUCCCUUAUGCUAAAAGUUUAAAUUUC